Molecule: messenger RNA, 1596 nt
Organism: Orbicella faveolata
Lineage: Eukaryota; Metazoa; Cnidaria; Anthozoa; Scleractinia; Merulinidae
Biological process (GO): biosynthetic process
Molecular function (GO): pyridoxal phosphate binding; L-2-aminoadipate:2-oxoglutarate transaminase activity
Source: RefSeq, a predicted model, not a curated record
UUCAUGGAAUAAUUCUGUAAUAUAUUUUUUUAUGACAGGACUUGAUGCUAACCAUGUUUUCAACUCAACAUGACUAUCUGGAUAAUGGACCAGAGAAAAUUCACAGCUUAAAAGUCGGAAUGCCUAACACUCGCUUGCAGCAGAAAUGUGCUGAACUUGUUCACAAAGCAUCGCUUUCACUUCACAAAUUAGAUCAGAGCGGGUAUGCAUUAAGAUAUGGACCAGAACCAGGCUCGGAGAUAUUCCAGCGAGAAGUAGCCAAGUUCCUUACAGAGCAGUAUGGGGACACUGUGAAUCAUGAAGACGUGUGGGGAAAUGCUGGUGCCUCACAAGGCCUUGCAUUCAUGGGAAGCGCUCUCUUUCAAUCAGGGGAUGUGGUGUUUGCCGAGGAGCCAAUGUACUACCAUAGUCUAGGCAUCCUGAGAGUUGACCUGAAAAUGAAAGUCAUUGGCGUUCCAUCUGAUAAAGAUGGAAUAAUUAUUGAGGAGCUUGAAAAGCUGCUGAUGGAGUAUUCUAAUGAGCUGCCGCGACCGACAAAGAAGAAGCCGUUCUCUGCUAUGCUGUAUUGUGUGCCCACAUACAACAACCCAACUGGCUCCUCUCUUCCAGUAGAGAGAUGCAGGAAGGUUAUUGCAUUGCUCCGAAAGUAUAACUUGCUAGCUUUUUGCGAUGAUGUCUACAAUUUGUUAUCAUACACAGAUGACAAGCCGCCCCCUCAAAGGCUGUUUGCGUUUGACGACAAGUCUAAUGCUGAUUACAAAGGAAAUGUCAUUUCCAAUGGUUCUUUUUCAAAAUUCCUUGCCCCGGGGUUGCGUCUUGGGUGGAUGGAACUCCCUGAACGAGUGCGCAUGCUCUUGAACACAAGUUCUUACUCCAAAGGUGGUGGGUGUUUUAACAACUAUACCUCGUGUAUUAUCGCUGUGGCCUUGCGAGAGGGCUUGGUUAAGGAUCAUUUGUUGAUGGUUCGAAAAGUUUUCCACUCCCAACGUAACGCAUUGUGUGAUGCCCUUGUCAAGUAUAUCCCUGGGAAAUGUUCCUAUCAAAAACCCGAAGGGGGUUAUUUUGUGUGGGUUACUCUUCCUUCAGAAGUCGACUGUGAAAAAUUGUAUGAAAUUUGUCGCAAAAAGUAUUUUGUAGAGUUCAACUACGGCUCAAGGUUUGCUGCUAGUGUUGGAAAGUUUACAAAUUGCAUGCGAUUGAGUUUUUCAUUUAAUGAAUGUGAUAUAAUUGAACAUUGUGUGAAACAAAUAGCACUGGCCUUGAAAGAACUUCUGAAUCAUGCUUAAUGGUUGAGGUGACUGCUUUAGUUUCUUAGUCAAUAUACAUACCAUUGUUAUUGGUUAGAUCAAUUUCGGUGGCUUGGUAGCACGCAACCAGUCUUAAACUUAAAUUGCCGGUACAAUUGAAUUUCAUCGUUAGAAAUUAAAACAAAAUCCCAUAGGAAAGCGAGCAAUGUCAGUUUUUAGAGGACAAAAACCUUGUACCAGAAUGAUUUUAAGUAUAUUAGGGUCCUUUUUGCAGUUUUCUAAAAGCUAAAGCCGGAUAUAAAUAGUUGCCUGAAAUAACACCGAAAACAAUUUCCCAUGUAAACUCAAC